UAAUAAAUAUGUUUUUGUUAACAAAAGUGUUAGUACUUUUAACAAUAUUGACUAUAUCGAUGGCUGAAGUAGAGGAGGAAUGUAUAGAGAAACUGGGUCAGGCUUUCGAAAAAGACGCAAAAGAAUUCAUUAAAAUGAUACGUUGUAUUCUCGAGGGAUAUAAAUAUAUAGACGCAGAGGGGAACAUCAAUUACGAUCAUAUCAAAGAAAACGGACAAUUGACGCAAGACCAUAGAACGAUAUUUGAAAAAGAAUGCUCAAAUAUUACCGGAAAUAACGGGGAUGAAAAAGCGAUGUACUUAUGGCACUGUUUAUCUAAAAUCGACGCUGUAUAAAAAUUAUUCUAUAAAUUCUAUGGGAUGUUACUUGAUUGUAAAAUUUUCAUGAAAUUCCAUCGAAGGCUA
Diorhabda sublineata is the source of this 404-nucleotide messenger RNA. RefSeq lists its product as uncharacterized. The record is from RefSeq and is a predicted model, not a curated record. Gene Ontology annotation, molecular function: odorant binding. NCBI's taxonomy places the organism in Eukaryota, Metazoa, Arthropoda, Insecta, Coleoptera, Chrysomelidae. Bases 9 to 335 code for a protein of 108 amino acids. The transcript has 2 exons.